AUGAGACAGCGAGAGCGUGCGUUGAGUACGUUGGUGUGUCUGUGUUGGUCUGUGUUGGUCUGUGUUGGUCUGUGUUGGUCUGCGGCAAUGCUGGAUAUGUCAGUUGGCAGUGGGCUGUCGCAUUUGGAAGAGACGCUGCACAAGUCGCGGCCGUUCGUGUGUUCCGUUUGCACGAGGGCGUUUAUCAGGCAGGAGCAUCUGAAGAGACACCAGCGGUCGCACACGAACGAGAAGCCGUUCAUAUGCGUGUUCUGCGGGAGGUGUUUUGCAAGGAGGGAUCUUGUGCUGCGGCACCAGCACAAGUUGCACUCGGCGCUGAUCGGUACCGAGUUGCAUCACGAGAACGUCAACGCUUUGCUCAAUGACGAUAACAUUAAGACGACGCUCACGGAUAGGCAUGUGGUUAGGAUAGAGGGGAACAAGCAGACAAUCUUGCCCACGCCGUUGAAUCCACUGGCGAAGACGCAGGCACAACUGAACAAAGCGGCAAAAGUAGCCGCGAGGGAGGCGGAGAGACUGCACAGGAUUAUGGGUGGGGGUGGUGACACUAAGACGAGUAACUUUGUACAGCAAGUGAACACACGGCCCAAGAGACACGCAUCGUUUUCUGCAUCCAGUGCAUUCACCUACAAGGAUAGGAUGCAUAUGAUAGCGCAGUCAGAACCACCGCCAGGUGAAGAUUCUCUAGUGAGUGGUGGGAGUUCCGAUGAUGGUGAACGCAAGAACAAGGUGCACAACGAUUCUGAUUUUGAUUCGAUGGCUAAUGUACCCCAUCAGGUAGGGUUUGCCACUCCACAACUGACUGCACAGCAAAUGAUAGACAAGGCGCUAGAGUGCGGUAUCGACUUGAAUUUCGACGCGAUCCCUUUCCUGUCGCUCGAACAGACAAACGGGAAGCAAGAUACAACUGAGGGUGGUACAGUUGGGGCACAGACGGGUGACUCCAUGACGAUCCCAGCGAUUCCAACACCGUUCCUCACGGAUUUUUUGACCAUGGGUUCGUCCGUCGGUGGGUCCGGUGGGUUUGAUAAAGUAAACUCGUCCAACGACCUCAACCUGGAUUACUUCAACUACAAGGACUCUGUCGCAAAUACGGGGACUACAGCUACAAGCGCUACCUCGCAGGGGGGCAGAAUGAUCAAGAGUUCGACUAGAGAGAACUUGCUUUCCCCCUUUGAUGAAUUUAUCGCGCAUACCCCGUUCGAGAUCGAGUUCAAAUCUCAUCUAGAUAACCAGCAUUUCAACGAUAUCGGAUUCACCAUGGACUGGCAACAGCAGGGGAACUCACAUGCUGGGAAACAAGCGCUUGAAACACAACAGUUGCAACCGUCCAUGCCAAUGUUCGUCGACAAUACCAUUUGCAAUCUCUUCAAUUCGAGACAGAUGGACUUGUCAAACAAGCACAUAGAAAUAUCGAGUUUCUCUAGAAACUUCCCCAAGACAAACCCAAUGUUAGAAUUCAACCCAGUAAACACAAUAGAGUUGAAGUUUUUUACGGACUUCUUCAGAAUGCAGAUCAUAAGGGACAAUGGACUUACGCCGGACUUGUUCCCUACUACAGAUGAAUUGAAUCACUACAUCAACCUGUACAGAGAUGAAUUCCACAAUUUCUUCCCCUUCGUUCACUUACAAACUUUGAAGCCAACUUUAGGGAAUUACCCAUUUUUGUUGAGUAUAGCGAUGAUCGGUGCUUUGUACGGAUUCCACUCAACACACUCAAUGCUGCUAUCCAACAUCGCGUGGUUUCAAAUAAAGGAACUUCUCGAGAGGCAGCAUCAGAAUUACAAAAUUACGCCGCUCUGGGUCAUACAGUCGAUCGUGUUGCUGACUUUCAUCGGUAUCUUCAGUAACGACAAAAACGUCACAAACAGCAUGCAAACACAGUUGCAAACGCUGAUCCGUCUCGUCAAACUAACCAAAUUGAACAAACCUUUGGAGACUCUUAUAAACCCACCGAUCGAGAGCAAUCACAUCAUGGAUCUGCAGAACGACCCUGUCGCUCUGAAGAACUUCAAAGACCAGUACAACUCAAAGGAGCAGAUCGAAAAGAAUUUCCAUUAUUUCAUACUCGCACAGACUCGUAUCAGGACCUGUCACAUCAUCUUUCUAAUUUCCAAUUUCUUCUCUGGACUGCUCGGUACAGAAUGUUUCUUCCAUUCGAUCGACUUGAAAUGCGGGCUCCCCUGUUACAACGCCAUCUUGUUCUACUCGCUGGAUGCGGAGAUGUGGUAUGGGUACUUGCAAAAGAAAAACAUCGUCCUGGACUCCAAGUUUUCACUGAUCGAGCUUUCCAACGGUAAUGGGAAUUACGAGAGCUGUCUGAUGUAUCUAUCCAGCGGUAGCAAUUUCAUAUUCCAAAACGCAAAGGUUUCCUUCAAAACCAUGCUCACUUCGCUCGUCUCCGUCCACGAGAAAAUCUCGUUAGAGAGGCUCAAGUUCUCGCAGACGGAUAACUACGUCGCUUGGAAGACCAACUGUCUCCCACUGAUAGAAACGAUGUUGAAGCAUUGGGAGGCGCUGUACUUGAAGAACGGUGGGGUUCUUGUCCCGGAACCGGAAAACAUUCCGCUGAUUAACGCGAACCCGUCGAUACGACUAAUCAUCCCACUGUACCAUUCUGCGAAAGUCCGUGAAGUGGUGGACAUGACGGGAAUAAUGAAUACAAUCUGGAGGCAAGACUGGGAAGGGAUGAACCGUCACAUGAGCACGUUCUACUACGAUUGGGAGUCUCUCCGGGUCGCUACGCGGCCAUCGCUAGCACUCAUCGAGUUCUGGAUCAACACGGUUUCCUUCCUGGAGAACAACCCGGAGAAAAUCGCCAUCACCACGCCGAUCUUCUCCAUCACUUGCAUCGUCGCCUCGCUGCUGGUCAUCUCGGAAUACCUGCGGAAACUGGAGUACUGGUCGCACCAGUCUACACCCCACCACGUACUGCAAGAGAACGACAGAGUCCUAUGGCUUGCCAUCUACAAAGCGCUCGCGAGAGUCGACGCACACUUGUCCUCGAAAGACUACGGCACGGUUUCGCCAGCAGUGGCAACGCCAUCGCAGGAGGUGGAGACCAUGCUGCUCUCCGGCGAGACGGCAGCGGCACCGGUGUCCCGCCUCAAGCUGUCCAGCAAGACUCUUGGCCUCGGUGUCAAGAUGCUGACUUCCUCGCCCGUGUGGUCCGUGAGCAUCCUGUUCGCUCAGGCUCUACAAUCAAGACGGCAACAUAACAAGACACCCUGA
Messenger RNA from Huiozyma naganishii CBS 8797, 3231 nucleotides. RefSeq names its product Tda9p (gene TDA9). Gene Ontology annotation, molecular function: RNA polymerase II cis-regulatory region sequence-specific DNA binding; DNA-binding transcription factor activity, RNA polymerase II-specific; zinc ion binding. Gene Ontology annotation, cellular component: chromatin. Gene Ontology annotation, biological process: regulation of transcription by RNA polymerase II; DNA-templated transcription. The record is from RefSeq and is a predicted model, not a curated record. Lineage: Eukaryota; Fungi; Ascomycota; Saccharomycetes; Saccharomycetales; Saccharomycetaceae. The coding region runs from base 1 to 3231 and encodes 1076 amino acids. The transcript has a single exon.